Molecule: messenger RNA, 1251 nt
Organism: Oldenlandia corymbosa var. corymbosa
Lineage: Eukaryota; Viridiplantae; Streptophyta; Magnoliopsida; Gentianales; Rubiaceae
Source: the annotation of a GenBank genome assembly
AUGGCCGGGAAGGUUCCAUGGUUAAUCCAGAAAAUUGCUGCCAUUGGUUGCGAUGUCUCGACGGCCAAGGUCACGAGGGAGAAACUUGCCUCGAAGGAACUGGAAGAUGAUGGGAGGAUGAAGCAGAAGAAUUUGAAAGCUCUGUUCAGCGAGAACAUCUUAGGGAUACAAAAUUUGGCUAUUGCUAACCCUCAAAUCAAGGCAGCAGUUUAUGGAGGUAAAGAGAUAGAUUUUGCAGACCUCAGCACACUCUUCAAUGGGGUUAAUGAGCAGGUAAAUCUUCUGAAAGCUAAGUUAGCUGCUAGAAAGGCUAGGCGCACAGCUGGUACAAGUGGGGAAGUGAAGCUGAAGCUUAUCAACGCAGAGUUUAAAUUGGAAUUUGCUGAAACUCACAUGACUGAGCAACUUAGGGAACACGGGAUGGCUUGGGGAAGUUAUAAAAGAUUCAGGAUUGUCAGCGAUGGUGAUGACAUACGCUUAUUGUAUCACGCUUGUUUCUAUGCGAAUUUGUCAGGAGUAUUCGCAGCUGGUACAGGUGGGGAAGUGGAGCUGAAGCUUAUCAACACAUGGUUUAAAUUGGAAUUUGCUGAAGCUCACAUUACUGCGGAACUUAGGGAACACGGGAUGGCUUGGGAGAAGUUAUACAAGGUGGAAAAGGUUGCAAAUAUGGUUCCAUGGUUAACCCAGAAAAUUGCUGCCAUUGGUUGCGAUGUCUGGAAGGCCAAGGUUGAGAGGGAGAAACUUGCCUUGAAGGAACUGGAAGAUGAGGGGAGGAUGAAGCAGAAGAAUGUGAAAGCUCUGUUCAGCGAGGACAUCCUCGAGAUACAAAAUUUGGCUAUUGCUAUCCCUCAAAUCAAGGCAGCAGUUGAUGGAGGUGAAGAGAUAGAUUCUGCAGACCUCAAGACACUCUUGGAUGGGGUUGAUGAGCAGACGUUAACUACCUUCCAUGAUGUGCUUGUGGAUUUUCGGACGCACUGCGAAAGCAUCAAUCUCGAGAGGCAAAGUGUGACUGAGCUGGAAGCUGAUCUUGAGACCAGAUUGGCACGUCUUUUGGAACUGUUGUCUCAACUCGUUAUUACACCACCUCGCAAAUUCAUGAUUGUGAAGGAUAGUGAUGACAUACGUUUAUUGUAUCACGCUUAUUUCUAUGCGAAUUUGUCGGGAGUAUUCGCAGCUGGUGCGAGUGAGGAAGUGAAGCUGAAGCUUAUCAACGCAGGGUUUAAGUUGGAAUUUGCUGACUCACAUGACUGA